Labrus bergylta (ballan wrasse) is the source of this 873-nucleotide messenger RNA. RefSeq names its product ATP synthase F(0) complex subunit C3, mitochondrial. Gene Ontology annotation, molecular function: proton transmembrane transporter activity. Gene Ontology annotation, biological process: proton motive force-driven ATP synthesis; proton transmembrane transport. The record is from RefSeq and is a predicted model, not a curated record. Lineage: Eukaryota; Metazoa; Chordata; Actinopteri; Labriformes; Labridae.
AUGCGCUUGUCUCUCGUGUCUUCGACCUCUACUUCAAACCGGUGAGAGCUAACCUCCUCGAUCACAAGCUGUGUGUGUUUGAGUAACAUAAAUAAUUGUGACAAUUCGGUACAGCGGACCUUUAAGUCAACGUCAGCACCUUUUUGAUUGACCUGACCACUACACGUCCCUUCAUCAUGUAUGCCUGUGCUAAGUUCGUCUCCACGCCCUCUCUGGUCCGUGCCGGUUCUCGGGCUCUGUACAGACCACUCUCUGCAGCAGUAGUCUCUGAUGCCAGGAAAGCAGAAACUGCUUCACUCCUGGCACCACAGAGUGCUGUAGCCUCCCUGCAGCAGGUGGCGGUGAGGGCUUUUCAGACAAGCGCUGUAAGCCGUGACAUCGACACUGCUGCAAAGUUCAUCGGAGCAGGAGCUGCUACUGUGGGAGUGGCUGGAUCUGGAGCUGGAAUUGGAACGGUGUUCGGUAGUCUUAUUAUUGGAUAUGCCAGGAACCCGUCUCUGAAGCAGCAGCUGUUCUCCUACGCAAUCUUGGGCUUCGCUCUGUCUGAAGCUAUGGGUCUUUUCUGUCUGAUGGUUGCAUUCCUUAUUCUGUUUGCCAUGUAAACCAGGCAGGCCUUUUCAAAAGAAAGAUCUAUGAAGAGACACAUGGUAAUGAGCAUUAGCAGUCUGAGAUGUCUUUGAAUGUUAGGGUAAUGUCAACUUGUUGUGGUGCUUAUUCUUGUUCAUUGGAAUCUCAAAAGAUUGUGAACUCACAGAUUUAUGGAACUCUGGCAAAACCAUUUCAUUUUAAAUGAUGUUUUUGCCAUUACAUUGUAUAUUUAAUCAAAGGUUUUUGUUAACAAAUAUUCAACCAAUAAAAAAAGUAAAAUGUUAA